UUUCAAAAUUACGAUUCACCAUCCCCUCGUUUUCAUCAUUUUUCUCAUUUUCUCAAGCGAGAAAACCAUUUCCCUCUCUUUCUUUAACUGACUUUCCUUUUUUUACUCCUAUUCCCCGGAACCCUAACUCGAUCCGCCGGAGAAUUCAAGAUUCCGUUUGAUUUCGUCUUGUUGUUAUGUUUUUGGUUGGAGUGGUGUUGUUCUGAAUUGGAGUUUUCUGGUGCAUUAGAUGACCGUACGAUUAGGGAGGAGUUGAUAUCAAAUCGCCUGGGUUUCAUCACCGGAUGGAGGGAGGUAGCGUCUCUAGACUUACUUGCUCUGGGAUACACUCAUGGAUUAUGAUGACAAUGAUUUCCAAAGCCCAAAUCUUCAUUUAGCUGGCGAAGGGAACAAUAAAUUUCCUCCUGUUUUACGCCCGUAUGCUCUCUCCAAAUUUGAUUUUGAUGAUAACCUUCAUGGACGCUUAAGAUUUGAUAGUUUGGUUGAAACUGAAGCUUUUCUUGGCAUUGAAAGCGGUGAAGAUAAUCAGUGGAUUGAAGAUUUUUCACGGGGGAGUAGUGGGAUUGCAUUUAGUUCAAGUGCAGCUGAGCCUUGUUCAAUUUCUAGGCACAACAAUGUCUGGUCUGAGGCUGCCUCUUCUGAAUCAGUUGAAAUGCUAUUAAAAUCUGUAGGACAGGACGAAAGUGUUAUUGGUCAAUCUAUUAGUAAGGAUUCAGAUGCCUGUGAUGAACUGGGUGGCAUAAUAAGGAAGAUGGAGCCUAGUUUGGAACAUGGAGAUAGUGGUCUUUCUAAAGUAGGCUUACAGCCUGCCUUACAGACAGGUGAGAUUCCAGGAAAAUUAUCUGGGUUGGAAGGUGAUGUGUUGGGAGAUCAUGGCGAUGUCGCUCAAACACAUAAAUUUGACCCCUCUGUUGAUGGGGCAUUGAAAGCUCCAAAUAUAAGAAAUACUGACAUAUCUGAGAGAGAGAGGUCUAAAGAUGGUGAAGAAAUUGUUGUUAAUGAGAAUCAAGUGGAAGUUUCGGUUGAUGAAUUUGUGGAUAACAGGGAACAGGUAGAUAACUUUGCUUCUGGGUCUCAAACUGAUAUUGUGAUUCCCUCUGUGAAAAACACCUGUGCCAGUAGUAAGGAUUCAGAUGCCAGUGAUGAACAAGGCGGCAUAAUAAAGCAGAUGGAACCUAGUUUGAAACAUGGAGAUUGUGGUCUUUCUGAAGUAGACGGCGGCUUACAGCCUGCCUUACAGACAGGUGAGAUUCCAGGAAAGUUUUCUGGGUUGAAAGGUGAUGUAUCAGGAGAUCAUUUGUUGGUUGAAGAUGUUUCUCAAUCACAUGAAUUUGAGCCCUCUAUUGAUAGGGCAUUGGAAGUUCCAAACAUGAGAAAUACUGACUUACCUGAGAGAGAUGAGUCUAAAGAUGGUGAACAAAUUGUUGCUAAUCAAAAUCAAGUGGAAGCUUCGGUUGAUCAAUUAGUGGAUAACAGGGAACAGGCAGAUAAAUUUGCUUCUGGGUCACAAGUUGAUACUGUGAUUCCCUCUGUGCAAAACACCCGUUCUAGUAGUGCAUUUUUAGAGAGUCAAGAUAAGAUACCUUUUAAAAAUGAUGUCAUUGAUGAAACUGUUGUCAGUUUAGCAAGGGAAAAUGUUGAUUCAAGCCAAGAAGUUCACAUUGAUAGUGAGAACUUGAUUGGAAAUGCAGGUGCAAGUGUUACCUUGCAUGUGCAGAAGCAUUCGGCCUUGGACAUUCAAUCUAAGGAAGAAGGACAUGCUAUUGGAAAUAUUAUACCUACUGUGGGCAAGCCAUCUGAUAGGAUAUUGAAAGAGAAUUCUGACCUCCAUAUGGUGGAAGGGUGCAGCGAGGCCUUGGGUGUAGAAAGUCCUCCUCGAACUGGCAUAUCCAAAGAUAUUGUCUUGUCUGUAGGAAAAUUACAUAACAUAUCACCAAUGCCCUUUGUUGGUGAUACUAACCUUAAGGAGAAGGAAAGCGAAACCAGCAAUACUGAUGCUCAAAUUUCUGUGAGUCGAGAGUCAAAGUUGGAUAACUUGGAUUCGAUGGUGCAGGUAGCAUGUGAUGCCAUUGAGAAAGAUUUGUCAGAAAGUCAUUGCCACUCUGAUUCAAAAAUCUUGAGCAGCAAGCCUGAGAAAUAUUUGUUGUCAGUGCAAGAUGUUAAAGGUUCUAAGGGUGAAGGUGAUGGUGCCCACAAUACUUUGGGAGCAGAACGUACGAGAAUAGAUGAGGAAUUUACAGUCUCUGAACAUAAUGAUGAUUAUAAAUUUGAUCAGAGUGUUUCAGCUGCUGCAAAGCAGAACACCCAAUUGCCUUCUGAUUGUAGUAAAACAGAUCACGGGGAGGGUGGGUCUCCGGUUGUAAUAAAGGGAGUUGAUUCCUCUUCCUUUGGCACAGGUGACAAUGUUGCCAUCAGUGGGAAGUCAGUGGAUUGUGUUCUUUUGCCUUAUGGUAAGAGUCUCCCUUCUGCUGCUGUUUUUGAUCAGAAAGAGGUUCAAGUGUCAUCUCCAGAGGCAAGUCUCUCAAUUAUGAAGAGUACUGAAAUGAAAACAGUAAAAGGUGCACCUUGUGAGACUGGUGAACAGUCCUCUUGUAAGAAAGUUGAUCAGUCCUUGUCAAGUGAGGAUACCUCUAAUGCUGUCGGCCAAAGUGGGGACCAGACAGUUCAUGGUGUCAGUUUGGAGGCUGUAAAGAAUAUGCAUGCACCUUCUAAUGUCUCUGAUUCAAUUGUGAGAGAGACUGAUGGUGCCGAAGCUGAAGUUGUUUCCAAAAGGGGUUCUUCAGUAUCUUCAGGUGCCGUAUCAAUUCAAGAUAAUAACAAAACAUUAACAAAUUCAGAGCCUUCAACUUCAAAGGAACUGUCCCAUAACGCUGACCAAAAUCAUCCUGAAGAUGGUGACCACAAAUUACCUUCUGAACAGAUCAGUGGUCAAAUUGUUGUGCAUCAUGCUGAUGGUGAUCAUGUGAAGACACAUAAUAGUACCUUUCCUUCUGCACCUUCAUCCGAAUCUCAAACUAAGAUUCACAUAAUGGAAUGUGGAAGUAGUAGUGCUGAUCUAGACAAUCCUUCCUGUGGAUCUCCAAUUCUCGUUAGAAUUUCUGAGCAGCCAGAGAGUGAAAUCGGAACACCUACUGUGAAAGGAUCCAAAGAUCUGGGUGCUUCAGUGUCUGGGGUCACUAAUGGGGAAGGAAAUAAAGAGAUGUCUAUUUCUCAGGAUACUAAAGGACAUGUUGCAUCUUCAGGAGAUGGAAGUUUCACCUUCGAGGUAUCUCCAUUGGCAAGUUUGUCUGAAAAAGCAGCUGGCAAGAAUUGGCAACCUUUUUCUACUGUUCAACAUGACAAAACAUCCUCUGUUGUUGAGCGAAUUCCAUCAACCUCUAAAAGGGAAAAUUUGGGUGGUGGCUCCAAGGGGACUUCUGAGCGUAAAACAAGGCGAGCUGGUAGUAAGAGCACAGGAAAGGAAGCUGCUAAAAAGGGUGUUGUUGCAAAAGAUACAACUCCUGCAAGACAAUCAGAAAGAAGUGGUAGAACGAGUAAUGUGUCACUCAGUAAAUCUGAAAUUGGCCAGCUUGUGAAAUCCAAUGAGAUGCAGUACUUGGGACACAUGGAAGUGUUUAACCAGCCUUUUACAGACUUGCAACAAGUUCAAUUACGUUCUCAGAUUUUUGUAUAUGGUGCUCUGAUUCAAGGAAUUGCACCUGAUGAAGCUUAUAUGAUAUCAGCAUUUGGGGGACCUGAUGGUGGAAGAACCAUAUGGGAGAAAGCUUGGCAAGCAUGUAUGGACAGGGUACAUUGUAAAAAAUCUCUUGUUAGCCCUGAAACUCCGUUGCAGACACAUAUAGGUGCUAAAACUCCCGAUCAAUCAAUCAAACAAAAUGCACUUCAGACUAAGACUACAUCCUCACCUGCCAGUCAGUCCAACAGCAGGGGUACUUCAACAACAAUUGUAAAGCCAAUGAUCCCACUUUCCUCACCGCUUUGGACUAUUCCUACACCUUCCAGUGACGCCCUUCAACCAGCUAGUAUUCCAAGAGGUGCAGUUGCGGACUAUCAGCAGGCACUUUCUCCGUUGCAUACUCCACCUAUAAGGAAUUUCGUUGGACAUAAUGCUCCUUGGAUGUCCCAAUCCCCUUUUCGUGGCCCCUGGGUUCCACAGAGUUCUGCAUUUGAUAACAAUACCCAUUUUCCUGUACUUCCUAUCACAGAAGCAGUUAAUUUAACUCCUGUAAGAGAAGCAUCUGUGCCUAAUUCUUCCAUCAUGAAACAGGUUUCAACAGUUCCUAUGGUCCAGAGUGGUAGUCCUGCCAAUGUCCUUGCAGGGACUCCCCUGCUUGACAACAAAAAUGCAACAUUUAGAACUGGUCAGCAUUCUGCUGAUCCAAAGCCUAGGAAAAGAAAAAUAUCUACAGUUUCUGAGGACCAUGGGCAGAUUAUACUGCAUUCUCAAACAGAGACUCUUUUGGAUACUGUUGUGAAUAGUCAUGCCUCUACGCCUGCUGCUAUUACAACCCCUGCUGCCAUUGUUUCAAAGUUGGCCACUGACAAAUUUAUUACGUCUGUCUCUACUGAUUAUCUUGAAAAGGGUGACAGAGAUUCAGAUCCGAAGGCUACUUUGUCUGAAGAGACCCUUGGUAAACUCAAAGAGGCUCAGAAGCAGGCGGAGGUUGCUGCUGCCCUUGCUGCUGCUGCUGUUAGUCACAGUCAAGAAAUAUGGAAUCAGUUGGACAAGCAAAAAAAUACUGGGUUGGCACCAGAUGUUGAAACUAAGCUGACUUCUGCAGCAGUUGCCAUAGCAGCAGCGGCUGCUGUUGCAAAGGCUGCAGCUGCGGCUGCCAAUGUUGCCUCAAAUGCUGCCCUACAAGCAAAAAUGAUGGCUGAUGAGGUGUUGGUUCCUAGUGGCUGCAGAGAUCCUAUUCCAAUUAAUGCUCUGUCUUCUGAUAGUGUGAAGAAGCUUGGCAGGGCAACUACUGCAUCCAUCUUGAGGGGUGAAGAUGCUUCUACUAGUUCAAAUUCUGUUAUUGUUGCUGCAAAGGAAGCUUCUAAAAGGAGGGUGGAAGCUGCUUCAGCUGCCUCAAAGCAAGCUGAAAACAUGGAUGCCGUUGUUAAAGCUGCUGAGCUGGCAGCCGAAGCAGUAUCUCAGGCUGGAAAAAUUGUUAUGGGGGAGCCUUUCCCAUUGACUGAAUUGGUAGAAGCUGGUCCAGAGGCAUACUGGAAAGUAUCCCAUGCAUCUCCUGAGCCAAAUGCUGCUAUCAGAGAACACUUAGACAAAGGUGGUAAUGUGGAGGCUCCUGGUUCAGUUGUCGGGCAUUCAGAAGAGGUUCCCACAGAUAAGAACGAAAACCAAAGUAAUAACCAUGAAAUAUCACUGGUUCUUAGAGAGAUGGCCAGAGAUUCCGUGCAGGAUCAUUCCAGGUUGACAGAUGGCAUUUUGGGUUCUGCUGCAACAAGUGGAAAUGACAAAAAGGGACAAAAGGGUCGCAAAGCUUCAGAUAUUGCCAAAAGUAAAGAGGUGUCCACUAAUACUGAACAUGGGAAAGCAAAGGAAACUUCUAAUGAUAACAAUGUGAAGGAAGGUUCCCAUGUUGAGGUAUUGAGAGAUGGAGAUGGAGGUGGCUUGAAAGUAGCAUGGUUCCCUGCUGAUAUUCUGGAGUUGAAAGAUGGCAAAGCUUAUGUGUGUUACAAUGAACUUCGAUCAGAGGAUGGUGAUAGGCUAAAGGAAUGGGUGGAGGUUGAAGGUGAAGGGGAUAGAGCACCCUGGAUACGCAGUGCUCGUCCUAUUACAGCCAUGCCUUUUGAAGGAACGAGGAAGAGACGCAGGGCUGCCAUGGGGGACUAUAAUUGGUCCACUGGAGAUAGGGUUGAUGCAUGGAUACAAGAUAGCUGGUGGGAGGGAGUUGUCAAUGAGAAGAGCAAGAAAGAUGAAACAUCAUUUACCAUCCAUUUUCCUGCUCAAGGAGAAACAUCUGUGGUCAAAGCAUGGCUUCUUCGUCCUUCUCUGAUGUGGAAGGAUGGUAAUUGGGUUGAAUGGUCCUGUUGUGGGGAUAAUGAUGGCUCUUCCCACGAGGGUGAUACCCCACUGGAAAAGCGACCAAGGAUAGGCAGUCCUGUGAUACAGAACAAAGAGGAUAGUACUAAAUGUUUUGACAGUAAGGAAUCUGAGAAACCUGACAACACAAGAUUGCUGGAUUUAACUGCUGGUGAAAAAAUAUUUAAUAUCGGUAAAAGCACCAGAGACGAGAGUAAGCCUGGUUCACUCAGAAUGAAACGUUCUGGUUUAAAGAAAGAAGGAUCAAGGGUUAUUUUUGGUGUUCCUAAGCCAGGAAAGAAAAGAAAGUUUAUGGAAGUAAGCAAACAUUAUGUUGCGGAUCGGAGCAGUAGAACUCUUGGAACAAGUGAUUCAGCUAAAUUUACGAAGUAUUCAAUGCCUCGGGGAUCUGAGCCUGGAACAAAAAAUAAAACUGAACCGAAGGAAAAAAGAAAUGUUAUAUCCAAGCCUAAGGUUCUCAAGUCUGGAAAACCACCUAGUGUUUCCAGUAGAACUAUUCCUCAGAAGGACAGCUUAUCAAGCAUUGUGGGUUCUGAACCUGAUGAUGCUGUCACUGCAGAUGUAUCAAAAUUCAAGGAUUCUGCUAGCGGUGCUGAGAAUAUAUCAGGAGAGCAUAACUUGGAGUUGAGAUCUUCAAGUUCUGAUGGAGCUGCAGAGGGCCAGGUUUUAUUUUCUUGUGCUGCUCUCCCAUCAGAUGCACCCCCCGAGAAAGCUUCCACAUCAAAUGCUAAAUCCGAAUCUAUUAGUAAAGGGAAACUGGCACCAGUUUCUGGGAAGUUGGCUAAAGUUGAGGAGGAAAUGAAAAUUGUAUCUGAAGCUGUUGAACCUCGUAGAUCUAAUCGGAAGAUUCAGCCAACAUCAAGACUCUUGGAAGGUAUACAAAGCUCAUUGAUCAUCUCAAAAGUUCCAGUUUCACAUGACAAAGGUCAGAAAGGUCAAAGCAGGAGUACUAGAGGAAGUAACCAAGGUUGAGAAGCGAAAAACGAGCUGUUUUACAACCUGGGAACCCAGUCCUCUCAAGAUUUAUUGGAUGAACAACAGGCGACAUUCAACGGUGUAGCUUGUGUAAAUUAUGACAUUGACAGAUAGAGCUAGGAACCAAAAUUUUUUCUUUGGCUUUUGAGAUGUAGCAGUAGAUAUAUAUAAAAAUAUUUAUUUUGAAAUGAAUUUUAGUUUUGUUUACAAUUAUAAUAUUAUAAUCUAAUCUCUCUUUGGUCCC
This is a messenger RNA of Gossypium raimondii (Peruvian cotton), 7265 nucleotides long. RefSeq lists its product as uncharacterized. Lineage: Eukaryota; Viridiplantae; Streptophyta; Magnoliopsida; Malvales; Malvaceae. The transcript is spliced from 18 exons. Bases 332 to 7018 code for a protein of 2228 amino acids. The record is from RefSeq and is a predicted model, not a curated record.